AGGGAGAUCAACGCAAGCGCUGUUGGAAGCUGAAGCUUGUUAAGCCUUUGGGUAUUUCCAGUGCAUGUUUAAACAAACAACACACAAAAGCAACAAAUGCCAGAGCUGAGCCUCCGGUGGAGGGGAAACGGAGGAAGUGUUCCUAUUGUAUGGGACAGGCUGAGUCAGACUCAUCACAAUAUCCGGCAGCACUGUGAUGCAGUGGGCUGAAUGAUGGACUUUGCUCUCAUUUGGAGGGCAGUUUUAGUAGCUGGAGGGCCACCCUGAAGAAUUGCAACUGGGAAAACACAGCUCAAGGUCCAGCAAAGAUCCUUUCAGCCCCUCAAACUGGUGGCCCCGCAUCCUCCCAGCCACCCACCACGGCGGAGUCGGUCAAGCCCACCCUCUGUAGAGUCAUCAUCUACUUGCAGAAGGAGAUGUCCGGGGACACCUGCCUGACAGCCCUCUGCCCCACAUCAGGAGCCAAGCCCAAGGGCUGUGGCUUCAAAGCAGGUGCCCCCGGCAACAAGUACGUGCGGCUCAAUGUCGGCGGCUCCCUGUACUAUACCACGGUGCAGGUGCUGACACGACACGACACCAUGCUGAAGGCCAUGUUCAGCGGCAGGAUGGAGGUCCUCUCAGACAAGGAUGGCUGGAUCCUCAUCGACCGCUGUGGGAAACACUUUGGGUCUAUUUUAAAUUAUCUCCGGGACAACACAGUUGCCCUGCCAAAGAACCGACAGGAGAUCAAAGAGCUGAUGGCUGAAGCCAAGUACUACCUCAUCCAGGGUUUGGUUGAGCUCUGCCAAGCAGCCCUUCAGGACAAGAAAGAAUCCUACAGGCCUGUCUGCAACAUCCCUGUCAUCACGUCCCCCAAAGAAGAGGAGAGACUCAUAGAAUCUGCCAUGAAGCCUGUGGUGAAGCUGCUUUACAACAGGAGUAACAACAAAUAUUCAUACACAAGCAACUCCGAUGACAACUUACUGAAGAAUAUAGAACUGUUUGAUAAGCUUUCCCUCCGCUUCAAUGGGAGAGUCCUCUUCAUCAAAGAUGUGAUUGGGGAUGAGAUCUGCUGCUGGUCUUUCUACGGUCAGGGACGCAAGCUGGCUGAAGUCUGCUGCACCUCCAUAGUUUAUGCUACAGAGAAAAAGCAAACCAAGGUGGAAUUCCCUGAGGCCCGCAUCUAUGAGGAAACGCUGAACGUUUUGCUGUAUGAGACCCCCAGAGUACCUGACAACUCCCUUUUGGAAGCGACAAGCCGGAACCGAAGCCAGGCUUCCCGGAGUGAAGACGAGGACGGCAGCUUCGAGUUGCGCGACCGGGUCCGACGCAUCCACGUGAAGCGAUACAGCACUUACGAUGACCGCCAGAUGGGCCACUAGAGACUACAAGGCACGGCUUUGCUGGGGAGUUUUUCUGUCUUCGAAGCACAGGCCUGUGCUGUUCCUGGGUUGGCCUUUCUCUCUCACAGAUUGGAAGUGGGCUCAGAGGCCGACUUGGCUUUAGUUUCAGCAAGAUUCCCACUUCAUGUCGUAGGAGGCCUGCAGUGCCCAGUGCCAGCUGGUAUAAACCAUUUUUAGUUUUAGGCACUAUUUUUUUCUUUUUCAAAGAAGUGCAUCUUUUCUAGAAGCUGACACCUUAUUCUACUUUAAGAAAGAGGCCAUUAAUUCCUUUUCCAGAUUCAAGAUUGGUGCUUGCAGAGGAACUUUCUCAAGCAGAGUGCCUCUAACUCUGCUUGGAGAACUCUUUUUUCUUUUUCAUUUUUAAAAUCCAGAUGCUGAGGACAAUGAAUGUGUUCUGAAACACUACAGCUUCGUAGCCAUGCGUCUCCUUUUGUUACGAAACUCUCCUUGCGUGGCGACUUCUUUUCUUUGUUUCUCUCCGAUGGAUGCGAUGCUGCAUUUGGUGCAGCCUGAAGCUGGGAGAAGUUGGAAUGUCCUUUGGUGCAAUAUUUGCAGCUUGGUGCCAGAGAACUGAAAAACUCCAUGGGAAUCUCUGCCAACAUUUGUAUCUGAUGGGAAAUUGGAACUGAAGGGGAUGGUGACAUGACACAAAUUGCCUUCUCUGGAUCCUUUCACCCAAUUGCUUGUAGAUUUGACGGUUUGUGUAUUGUGAAUGGGGAUGGUUUUCAUAUGGUCAACUUGCAUCAUGGAAUCUUGGACCUUUUGUUUUUGACCACAUUUGCUAAAGGCAAGAAGAGAAAAGGCACUAAGAAGGGCAAAAUCCUCUCAGGCCUAUGGACAGGAGCGGCAGUGAGGUGGGAGUGGGAAGCAGGUCAACUGGUGAAGCCUGGAAUGUACUGGAAUAACCCAGAAUAAUGUAUUUCUGAUAAAUGAUUUUUGUCAGCUGA
This is a messenger RNA of Sceloporus undulatus (fence lizard), 2329 nucleotides long. It is a transcript of the gene TNFAIP1, whose product is annotated as TNF alpha induced protein 1. The record is from RefSeq and is a predicted model, not a curated record. The transcript is spliced from 7 exons. Gene Ontology annotation, molecular function: ubiquitin-protein transferase activity; protein binding. Lineage: Eukaryota; Metazoa; Chordata; Lepidosauria; Squamata; Phrynosomatidae. The coding region runs from base 417 to 1361 and encodes 314 amino acids. Gene Ontology annotation, biological process: protein ubiquitination; protein homooligomerization; proteasome-mediated ubiquitin-dependent protein catabolic process. Gene Ontology annotation, cellular component: Cul3-RING ubiquitin ligase complex.